Magallana angulata is the source of this 2217-nucleotide messenger RNA. RefSeq lists its product as uncharacterized. The record is from RefSeq and is a predicted model, not a curated record. Bases 1 to 2202 code for a protein of 733 amino acids. The transcript is spliced from 15 exons. NCBI's taxonomy places the organism in Eukaryota, Metazoa, Mollusca, Bivalvia, Ostreida, Ostreidae.
AUGACGGUCUCUGAAUACAAGAAGUCAGUCCCUUUUCCGAAUAAUCUUGAAAUUACGAAAGCAGUGCAAAAGUAUUUCAAAGCACCAGAAGCUCUUCCGUAUGUGGCAAAUAAAACAUGGACAAAAACAAACAAAUGUAUGAUAAAGGAGAGACCGGAUGAUCUGUGGGAAAAACACUAUGUGAGACGGAAAGAAAAUGACAGCAAAGGCUACCAGAGUGCUAUUGGAGAAAUGUACAAAACCCUGGGAGAUGAAGUUGUGCUCAACACUUGUGACUUGGUGCUUAAAACAAUGUCAAAAUGCUUGGACUCGGAGAUUAAAAAUCAGCCCCUAUUCAGGCAGCAUGAAGAUGGAGCUAAGCAUGAGAAAAAGCAUGCCAUCACAUUACCUCCAAUAAGCCACACACGAGUUCCUAAGCCAGCUGCUAAAGAAGAUGAAAGUACCAAGACUGAUAAACCAGCUAUAGAACUCCCAGAGGUGCAUAGUUUUCAUGAGAUUAAGCAGUAUUUAGAUGAGAGCAAGAGCGUCAUACGUAGAGUCUAUUGUGGUCUCUCAUAUGAAGAGUAUGUCAGGAAACGCCAGGAAAACAUAAACAGUAGCAAACAAGAGCAGGGGAACACCAAGGAAAAUGAGAUGGUGUUAAUGUCACUGACCAAUCUACAGCUGGGCCUCCCCAACCUACACACGCUGGAAGAGGAGGAAGAGAUGGGGGAUCAGGUGAAGGAAUGUCCUGUGAUCAGGCCUGUUAGAGGUUGUGGAAGUCCGCGAAAAACCCGCAGGAAAUCUGUCAUGAUUGAUCCCAACACCAAUAGAAGAUUAUCAGUGGAUCCUCUGACCGAGAGUUUGAUGAAGAAGGAACUGGUCACUCGUAGAAUGACCUUGAUGUCCCCUGUUACUGAGGACCCCAAUCAGCUGAUUGGUAUUCCAAGUGGAAUCACAACAAAGAAGGAUCGAUUACGCAUGGACCACCUUCAUUAUCUACAAGCCUUGGCCAUGAUACUGACAUCAAUCAACAAUAUGAAGACCAGAGAACUUAAAUCAAGGACUCCUCUAAAACUUGAUGCUGUUAAAGCCUUAAGGAAAGAACCAGUUGUUGAAACCAAAACUCCAUUUGAUAGAGAGAGCAAACAAGCCACCCAUCUGUUACGCCAUCAAUCCAGAUCUCAACAACCCACGGCUCUCCAGAGAAUGGCCUCAUCAUCAGGGCGGGGCUUGCUGGAACAAAUGGCCGGAAUCACGGGCCUGACAUCAAAACUAAAAAAGAAGUCACUUUGGGGUAGUGUAGGAAUUAAACCACAAAAGCCACAGCAUCAAGGUCCUGUGGUGGAGACUUGGGAGGACCUCAUAAACCUGGAGGAACCUCAGAAAACAGCGGACCUCACACUACAGUCAAAGAUCGUGAUGAAGGCUUUGUGGUGGAGCAGGAGGAAGGCUAUAACACCCCGUGUGGAUUCUUUGAUGAGUAACGAGGAUCAGCCAGAGCCUACCCCCACAGGUCUGGUCCAAAACAAGAUCCGCAAGGACCUGCUGUCAGCUGACCACCACAGAAACACUGGACACGCCCCCGCCAAGAAAAUGCCAAUAUGGCAACUGGUCGCCAUGGAUAAAUCUCCCAAAAGUAUACAGGAGAAAAAGAAAGAAAAGGAAACUCUAGAACCAGAAAAUAUUGUGGCCAAGAACAAAAAGUCUAUGCUUAAAGUCAAACACGAGCUAUAUAAAGAUUUGGAAGGAGAACUGCUAAAAAUUGACAGGGAAAAAUUGGCCAUCUUUAGAUUGAAGUACGGAGAAUUUCAGAAUAUGAGUCCAUUGUUUGAGGAGCAUGUCGCUAGGUUACAAAGCUGUAAAACAGGCAGAUCUACACACAGGAAUAUGGACAUAACUAAUGUACCUCCUUCUAGAUGGUUUGAAGAUUUAGAAGAUAAAACUCAUUCUAUCAUAGGGUACUGUGAUGAAGAGAUAAACAAAACGCUUCAUGAGAUCAGCCGAUACUCAACAAUCGACAGUAAAACCAUUCCUUUAGCAAAGGCAAAACUGUGCUUACUUUUGCUGUCUCUACCUGCCUAUGAGUUGUUUACCAUACCUGUACAGAAGGCUCUCAAGUUUGUGCUGGAGGUGAUUUUCCAAGGUGAGGACUAUUUACUAGGAGAGUGGUUUCAGCACAGGAAAAUACCCUAUAUCAUCCAGGAUGCUGCUAACACCUAAAUCAUUCAGUUAAUU